AUGUCAAUAAUAUUGACUGUUCGUCGUAUAGAUAUUGAAGAAACCUUGAAUACCACGCCAUCUGUUCUACCCCAAAUUAAAAUGACAGCCCAAUUGAACGAAGAUAGGAUAUGGAUCGAUGGUUGUUUUGAUUUCGUCCACCAUGGUCAUGCCUGUGCGAUGUUACAAGCUCGUCGAACUUCGAACAAUAAAGAGAACAGUAUGCUGUUUUGUGGCGUGCAUAAUGAUGCUGCUAUCGAAUAUAACAAAGGUACGUUACCAGUGAUGAAUGCCCCCGAAAGAUAUGCUCAUGCAAGAAGUAUAAGAUGGUGUAGCGCUGUCGUGGAAGAUGCGCCAUAUGUGACAGCUCCGGAGUGGAUGGACCGAUUUGGUUGUCAAUAUGUUAUACAUGGUGAUGAUGUUACCUUAGACGCCAAUGGAGAAGAUUGUUAUACGAUCAUGAGGAAAAUGAAUAGAUUUAAGAUGGUAAAGCGAACAUAUGGGGUCAGCACUACAGAUAUUAUUCAUAGAAUCUUAACUCACAAUACCCUGCCCUCCACGGAUAAAGAUUAUUUCCCAACACUUGAUGAAUUAGAAUUUUGCAGUAAAGGGGUUGACGGUUUUUCGAAUCAUUGCUAUGUCUUUCAAGAUGACCUUAAUAAUAUGCUUGUUCGUGGUGGAUAUGAUUGGGAUAGUACAAAUUCUGUGCUGAUACUUGGUGAUUUUGAUUUAUUCCAUAUGGGUCACAUUGAUCAAUUGAAGAAAAUAAGGAACGUUCUCGAACCUAGAAGGCAAAUAAUAAUUGGAGUCACCUCCAAUGAAUCAAAGGAAAUAAUAAUGACCAUUAAGGAGAGAGUUCUUAGUCUUUUGAGUUGUUCGUUUGUUGACGGUGUCAUCAUCCACCCUAGUAAGGACACAAUUGAGAAUAGUUCACAUGAUGAAAAAUCCAAAUUCUCGAAGGUUUACAACAUUGAUUCACCUGAGCUGGUUGAUGGAACUGUUUUUAGUGGUUACUUAACUAGUAGAACUAUUAUUGCUAGGAUUGAGACGCAGCGUGAUAUGUACGUAGAAAGAAACAAGAGGAAAGGUAUGCCGAUAUAA
Molecule: messenger RNA, 1080 nt
Organism: Naumovozyma castellii
Lineage: Eukaryota; Fungi; Ascomycota; Saccharomycetes; Saccharomycetales; Saccharomycetaceae
Gene: ECT1
Product: ethanolamine-phosphate cytidylyltransferase
Exons: 1
Coding region: 1-1080 (359 amino acids)
Source: RefSeq, a predicted model, not a curated record